UGGUGUGUAGCCCAGCCCAUUUUGUACGCUUCUUCACAAAACAUUUUGAGCUCUUCCCCCGAAAGCUCAGCAAUGGCAGCGACUACUCGUCCAUACGUUCUCCUCUCCUCCACAAGAGCUAGCCUUCAUCUCCUUUUCCAGUCUCCAAAGAGACCCUUCGCUUCGUCUCUAUCAACCCUCUCAUCUCCCGCCGCCGGGAGAAGCUCCAGCUCCAGAUGUUUAAGCGCCGUUUCGUCUCGCGGAGAGACUCCUCCUCCGCCGCCGUCGUCGGUUUUCGGCAGAGGAGUUUCUGGGUUUGGUGCCGUGGACAUUCGCAGCCGUGGGUUCAGCAUUAGAUCCUCUCAAAUCAACGAUGCUGGGUCUGUCGAUCAAACCCUUAUGCAAUCAAUGGAGCUAAAGAUCAAAGAACAGUUGAAUGCAGAGUCUGUUUCUGUCAAGGAUAUGUCUGGUGAUGGACGCCAUGUUUGCAUAAAUGUGGUAUCAUCGGCUUUUGAAGGACAAUCUGUAGUGAACAGACAAAGGAUGGUCUACAAAGCCAUUUGGGAGGAGCUUCAGAACGUUGUUCAUGCCGUUGAUCAAAUGACAACAAAGACUCCUUCCGAAGUUUGAAACUUUUUUUCUUCCUGAACAAUAACUAUUAUUUAUUUGGACAAGCUAUUUGUUUUUAUCAAAAAAAAAAAAACGAAUUUGAAAUAAAGUUUCUGGAUGUUCUUUGCUGUUGUUAAUAAUAUUCUAAGCAUUUGAGUGAUUCUCAUGCAACAGUGGACA
Molecule: messenger RNA, 768 nt
Organism: Raphanus sativus (radish)
Lineage: Eukaryota; Viridiplantae; Streptophyta; Magnoliopsida; Brassicales; Brassicaceae
Product: protein BOLA4, chloroplastic/mitochondrial
Exons: 3
Coding region: 73-609 (178 amino acids)
Source: RefSeq, a predicted model, not a curated record